AUGAAUCCCCUUUAUCGAAAGUCCCUCUUGUUUGGAGCUCUGACAGCCGUAGUGCUCUACAAUUCUACAGCGAGUAAAUGUUUCUGCAGUGCCGAGAAUAGGAAGAAGCCCUCUACGGUUGAGCUGUCCACCAAUCGAAGCUACUCGCCUCUCCCAAUCGAGACCUACUCGACUCUCGCCAAUGAUAUCUCAAGAAUUUGGCAUGAGCCCAUUGAAAAUCGUGUUUGUGUAGAGAUGAUGGAAAACGCCACAUGUCCCCAUCCAGCACUCUGGGGAAGGUUAUCUGGACCAGCACUUGCAAUUCUGGACUGGACGACUGAGAAAAACCAAAAUUCUACUGCUAAUGUGUUAUGCGGAAGCUACAACGAUAGUUGGUUAGAUGCUGGAGAUUAUUAUGUCGAAAUUGUGGUACUCUACUGUGACGAUUUUGGGGUCAAGACGAUGAACAAGAAAAAGAACAUCACCGAUUGGUUCCAUGAAGAUCUUCGUCCUAAAUGUGUGGAAAAUGCCCAGUACAACCGAAUCACAUCUAUUCAUCAAAGUUACAUAACUGUAGUAGCAUCGACUACGGGGGCGGGAAAUUCGCGCAUUGGCCGUUGGGUGAAACGGCCGGGAUCACGGUCGCAGCCAUUGUUUACUCGCUACCAACCUGUUGGUUGCGUUGAAGCUUCUGGCACGGGAUAUAAACCACAAAAUCCCUUGCCCAAAUGGUGCAACAUGUUUGUAAAUCGAGACGAGAUUCAUGCCACAACUGAACGUGUGGGAGGUUUGCCGCAGUACGAUUUUCAGUGGGGUAUGAAUACAACCGAUAGCGAGCUGACCACAAGGAUCCAACAUGUAUUUCGCAACGAGUCGAGUCGCCUUCCUUUCUUUUGUGCAAUAGGUGACUCGCACAGUCGUUUUGUUGUCAUGCGGUCUGUGAAGCAAUUAGAAGUACGAGGUUUAAUGACCUUCAUUCGCCACCAAUGGCCAAAUGCGUCCGCUAUCGGGCCCAAAAUGUUGCAGAAAAAUUGUGGGGUGGUCAUUAUCCAGAUAGGACAAUGGCCUGCAAGUAUAUCUUCAGGUGGAUACCCAUUUUCGUUUGCAAGAUAUUACAAUGAGAUGAAGUUACACGUUCAAGCUGUUUUGGAUGCAGUCAAAGACAUUCCACAUGCGAAGGUCUAUUUGCCUUCUGUUGAUCUAGGCCCGCUCAUGGGAGCAAUCAAUCUCUGCAGAGACUGGCGAACACCUACGGUUUUAGGUGCCUAUUCGUUUGUCCUCCAAUUAAUUGCGUCAGAACUGAAUAACCCAAAGCUCGAAUACAUCGAUACACGUUUCAUAAUCGAAACCCAUUGGGAUGGUGGUCCUGAUUGGUUGCAUUUGCAAGAAGAGGUUAGGUUACGCAAGACUAUGUAUAUACUAGCCAUCGCUAUGGCGGAGAUUGAAGAUUCGCUGUUUCCAAGACUGCUAAGCGGGGCUGAGCCCCACACAUCAACUGAUGAAAUGAUCACUGAGGUUGUUGACCGUGUCGCAUAUUAA
This is a messenger RNA of Cylindrotheca closterium, 1518 nucleotides long. NCBI's taxonomy places the organism in Eukaryota, Bacillariophyta, Bacillariophyceae, Bacillariales, Bacillariaceae. The record is from the annotation of a GenBank genome assembly.